AUGAAAUUUGAAAGAACUUUCAAAUGGGCAAGUCACAUCAAAAUCCUUGACUUUAAGCACCGCGACGUAUUGGAAUAUGCCAUAAGCGAGAAACGCAAAUCAGGAAAAUUGUUCUCCACCUCCAAUCCUGCUAUUAUUAAAUCCAAAGAAAAACGCGAGGAACUCGUCAAGAUCAUGGAAAUUGAAGAUUUCUUCCAAAACUACACCAGUUUUAAUAUGACAAACGAAUUCAACAGAUUGAGAAACUCUAGAAUCAGCUUGGAGAACUACUUGGAAUUUAUCAUGAGCCAACAGCAUCUUAAGGAUAUCUUAAUCUACUUUAAGAUCCCAAAAGAUAUCUUUACAGAGUUUCCUCUUGAAAAACACUUGGAAUCCAUCAAAAACGGACUCACUAAGUUAUCCAAAGAACUUGACACUAUUACACAGUCAUCCAACGAACCAGAUAAGGAUUUGAUCAUAAUCAGGGAAAACUUAAAAGGGGCCCUCAACCACUUGGUUAUUUUUAAUAAGAAGAUCUGCCUUAACUCAAACUUCAUCCCAAACCCUCAGGAUACAGGCUCUGAUAUCUUCAAGAAGGACAGAAAUCUUUUAAUUGAAUAUCUUAACAUCCACCUUAAAGUUACAGUUGGAAAUUAUACCUACACGCCAGGGUCUUUGUUAAACACAAUGAAUAAGGAAUCCCAUUUAAUUGAGAUUGAAAUGAAUUCCGAGUUUACUGAAUUUAACCGGGAAAAACUUCUUGACCAUGUCUUCAAUGAAUCCGGAAUUGAUCCAUCAUCCUUCUUUCCAAUCAACACCGUUCACUUUACGGAAGAAGCUAGCAAAGCUGCCAGUAUUGUCACUUAUGGUUAUAUUGAAAUUGACUCAGGAAAAUCCCUUCCACUCUUCAAUGACAAAAAUUUCCGCUCCAGAGUCAUCACGAAAUGCGUCCACUGCACUGCAUGUGGUUCCCGUGAACACACUCGUUUUGACUGA
This is a messenger RNA of Saccharomycopsis crataegensis, 975 nucleotides long. RefSeq lists its product as uncharacterized. The record is from RefSeq and is a predicted model, not a curated record. The transcript has a single exon. Lineage: Eukaryota; Fungi; Ascomycota; Saccharomycetes; Ascoideales; Saccharomycopsidaceae. Bases 1 to 975 code for a protein of 324 amino acids.